AUGGCUGUUCGUCGCGUCAGGUACGUGAUUGCCGCCGUUGCUCUCUGGGUAAUUGGAUCGUGGUACUACGGCCUGCGACCACCCAGUGCCACAGAAGUGUUUGAUCCGCCAGUCGACCUAGAAAUCCCUAAAUACGGCGACGAUCGAUGGCAUAAACUCCCAACGCGCUACCCAGUCGAGAAAUUGGCCCAGCUGCCGAUCAACAAAUCCUCGCGACCAAUCCCUCGUGUUCAAGCACCUAGACCGCAAGAGGAUGCUGCCGCGAAGGAAGAGCGACUUGCACGGCUCGCCGCUGUCAAAGAAAGUUUCAUACAUAGCUGGGAAGGGUACAAGACGUACGCCUGGGGUCAUGACGAGAUCAAACCGAUCACGGGCGAAUCCAAGGACCCGUUUGGUGGCUGGGCUGCUACGCUCGUCGAUUCGCUCGACAGUCUGUGGUUGAUGGGUAUGAAGGACGAGUUCGACCUCGCCGUGAAGGCUUGCGACGGCAUCGACUUUGCGAAGACAAUGGCACGCGAUAUCAACGUUUUCGAAACCACCAUUCGUUACCUCGGCGGGUUUUUGGCAGCGUACGAGCUGAGCGAGAAGCAAUACCCCGUCUUGCUGAGCAAGUCCAUCGAAGUAGCGGAUGUUCUGAUGUCGGCGUUCGAUACCCCUAAUCGCAUGCCAGUCACGCGUUUCCCCUGGCGGAACUAUGUCGAGGGAAAGGCACAGAAAGCUGGCAGUACCGUCCUGGUGGCUGAGGUGGGGUCUCUAAGCCUGGAGUUCACCAAGUUGUCUCAGCUAACAGGCGAUAUGCAAUAUUACGAUGCUAUACAACGCAUAUAUGACGAUUUGGAACGAGGCCAGGGCAUGAGUCUCCUUCCUGGAAUGUGGCCAGUCGUGGUCGAUGCCUCCAAGACCCCUAUGGCCUACAAGGGCGACUCGUUUAGUCUCGGCGGCAUGAGCGACAGUGUUUACGAGUACCUGGGAAAGCAAUACCUGCUUCUUGGGGGUGCCUCAGAGCAGCCGAGGGAAAUGUACGAGGGCUUCAUUGCCGUUGCCAAGGAGCAUCUUCUACGCCGUGCAUUAAAUCCUGACAAUUUGCCUCUGCUUUUCUUUGGGGAUGUGCGUGUCGCAAAGCCACCUGCUGAGGGGCCUUCGAUCAUCACGUCGCCCCGAGCCCAACACCUUACGUGUUUUACCGGAGGCAUGGUGGGAAUGGCUGCCAAGAUAUUCGAUCGCCCCUCGGACCUCGCCGUAGCUGCGCAACUGACUGACGGCUGCGUCUGGUCAUACAGUCGCACUGUUACAGGCAUCGGACCGGAGAUAUUUCAUUUCGUACCUUGCGACCCGGAUGCGAGGAAGGACGACUGCCUGUGGAGCGAGACUCGCUGGAUCGAAGCACUGAGGUUGCACUGGGGAACGACGAACUCCAAAGGUGUGCGGCUCACGGAUGAUCAGAUCAGGAACAUAAUAGAGUCUCGGCGACUGCCCCCGGGCAUGGUCGAUGUCAACGAUCGAAGAUACAUCCUACGGCCCGAGGCUAUCGAGUCGGUAUUCAUGAUGUACCGACUGACGGGGGACUCGAAGUGGAUGGACAAAGCUUGGGGCAUGUUCACUGCCAUCGAGAAAUACACGCGCACGAGACAUGCGUCGGCAGCAUUAGAAGACAUCACGAAGAAGCAACCGAUCCAGGUGGAUAGCAUGGAGAGCUUCUGGCUGGCCGAGACGCUGAAAUAUUUCUACCUGAUCUUUGGCGAUUGGGAUCUGGUUGACCUAGACCAGUGGGUGUUGAACACGGAGGCGCACCCUCUCCGCCGUGCAGACGCGUAA
Anthostomella pinea is the source of this 1815-nucleotide messenger RNA. The record is from the annotation of a GenBank genome assembly. Lineage: Eukaryota; Fungi; Ascomycota; Sordariomycetes; Xylariales; Xylariaceae.